AUGCUCAUCAGGCGUUCAGCACCUGCAGAGCUUCUAAUCCGGCAUAAAAACAUUGUCUUUAGCACAGGGCUCGGAGCGGAACUGACUGAAUACCAAGGAGCUCCUACCGCUAAAAAUAACCAAGCAUGGAGUGAUCUAUACAACUUUGGGAUUAGUCGAAUUAGUAAGGUCGAUGCAGCAAGGCUUGCCAACAAAACUGUCCCUAUUCCUGAUGAUCCAGGCCAAUACGCGGUAAGCCUGGACGUUUUCCACCAGCUUCACUGUCUAAAUAUGGUCCGCAAAAGAGUGUGGUCAACGGAAGUUUAUCUUUCCGAAGACGAAUUGAUGGGGAUCGAGCAUAUUGAUCACUGUAUCGAUACCAUAAGACAGAGCCUGAUGUGCUCUGUCGAUGUGACUCCCCUACCAUGGGUUUGGGUGGAAAAGGAUCAAAUGGCCAAGGAAGUGGCUGCCGUGCUUCAUACUUGCCGUGACUUUGAUGCUGUCAGACAAUGGGCCUUGGAACAUCAUAUCCUUACCUUCGAUCGGACUGUUCAUGUUCAUGAUGAUCUGGCUGAUCAGCCUCGCGAUUUGCUUGAUUGA
This is a messenger RNA of Penicillium hordei, 579 nucleotides long. Its product is annotated as oxidase ustYa family protein. The record is from RefSeq and is a predicted model, not a curated record. Gene Ontology annotation, biological process: mycotoxin biosynthetic process. Bases 1 to 579 code for a protein of 192 amino acids. NCBI's taxonomy places the organism in Eukaryota, Fungi, Ascomycota, Eurotiomycetes, Eurotiales, Aspergillaceae. The transcript is spliced from 3 exons.